Messenger RNA from Chara braunii, 2679 nucleotides. The record is from the annotation of a GenBank genome assembly. NCBI's taxonomy places the organism in Eukaryota, Viridiplantae, Streptophyta, Charophyceae, Charales, Characeae.
GCCGGCUUUGUGCACGACGUACUAAUCGUCAGGUGAUCACGGAGUUGAGCGGUAGAGGAAGCAAUGGUUGGUAGCAUUCAGAGCGGAUUAUCAGACAGGAUGGUUUUGCUAGGUGGGCAAACGACCUCCAGCGUGAGAGGGGAAAGGGACGAAGAGCACAUUUCUGAUGACGAGCGAUCAAUGGCCGCGUGCUCGUGGUCGUGUAAGAGUGAAUACGGAAGCACCUUGGAUGGGGAGGAUCCGAGGGGAGUGGAGGGCAUGGAGGCGAUGACCACGGUAGAGGACCGAUCUACUGACAGCGGAAGCGAUGGGGAAGUAGAGGAGGAUGUAUCGGAAUUGGGACUUCUCAGCCACUGGGAAAGCACCUAUUCUGACGAGUUGCGAUUGUUCCACGAGCUUGGACAGACUGGCGAGAUCUGGUUCGGUGAAUCUGUGAUGGAAGCGAUGGCCAGUUUUGCCACUCGAGUCGCCAUGACCGCGGCGGCUUCUCGGGCGGCGGCGGCAGCGGCAGCAUUACGAAGGGCAGAAGAAGAAGACAAGCGACCUGCGGACCCUUUUCCUGCCUUGCUGCCUGCCUCGUCUUCUGCCUCGUCUAUGUUAUUAGCAUUUGCUUCUUCCUCGUCUUUUUCGUCAGCUUCUACUCACGCUUCUGCAUCGUCUUUGUCGUCAGGACAGACGCACGCUGUUGAUUGCAGGGCGGAGAAUGGAGGUGGUGUGGUCGCGGAGCUGGGAGGGGUUGGUGGCUUGGGUGCUGCCGGCCCGAGCAGCAGUGUUGGCGCGCUUUCAAUGGGAGAUGACGGCGCUGUGUCCUCACAGGGAGUAGGAUUGGGCGGCGGCAGUGGCGGAGGAGGAGGAGGAGGAGGAGGAGCAGGGGGGGGAGGAGGAGGAGGAGGAGGAGGAGGUCUUGUCAGGGCUGGAGAAGCAGCAUCUUGGCGGGUUCUUGAUCUGGGUUGUGGCAAUGGGAUAUUUCUUCACGCCUUGGCGCGGCGAGGAUUCGAUGACCUGACCGGGGUCGAUUACAGCGAAGCGGCCAUAGCUCUGGCCAGCUCUGUCGCUGAAAGGGAGGGGUUUUUGAAUGUCCGAUUUUUCGUUGACGACGUUCUUAAUACAAGAUUGGAGGGUCAAUUCGACCUCAUCACAGAUAAGGGAACUCUUGACGCUGUGGGCCUUCACGUGAACGGAGCCUUGCACAGAGUUACGUACAAGAAAACCGUCGAGAGGCUUUUGGCGCCAAACGGUUUCUUUAUCAUAACGUCUUGUAACAGCACGAAGGAUGAGCUGGUGCAAGAGUUUUGUGGCAGCAGCAGCAGCAGCAGCAGUAGUGCGGAUGGGAAGGAGUCGGAGGGAAGCUGUAGAGGAAUGCCUAACGGAAUGCCCAACGGAAUGCCUAACGGGAUUCCUAACGGGAUGCCUAAUGGACUGCCAACGGCGGCCGCAGCAGAGGCGGCGGCAGAUCAACCCCCAUCCGGUUCUGAUGGAGGCGCGGAAGGGGAAGAGCACGAAGGAAGGGGAAGAGGAGUGCUGGCCCCUCAAGCGCAUCAUCGUCGUCAUCAGCCGCUGGUUGGAUUUCGUUACGUAGACCAUGUUAGGACCCAUCCCAGAUUCCGAUUUGGCGGUAUGGAGGGGACACGCGUUUGCACGGUGGCUUUUCAGUGCUUUGCUGCCGAAAGGGAAACUCAGCCGUCGGCAUAGCGGGAGGGAGGAGGACGAAUUUAGAUAUCAUUGCGGAGAGAGAAAUCAUAGGUCCCCCAAAUACUAUAUGGCGAAGGCCGUAGCAGGUUCAAAUAUAAGGGGUCCGGAUUUCGUCUCAGGUUCGUGCUCGUACACAGGGCUUCGAUCUCUUGACCUUGGUGGUUUUGUGCUCGUUAAUCGAAGAAGCAGAAACUUGAUGGCCUUGAACACCACUACCAGGCUUUUUUCAAAAUGUGCUCAUGCUUGGCAACGACUUAUGGUGGGAGCGAUGGCGGCUGCGCUAUAUAUAGCUAACGACGGACGAGGACGUGACGUGAGUGAGUCACGUCCUCUGUUCACAUGCUGCCGCGUUUCGAUCUGGGUCUUUCUGCGAUCGAGAGCGUGCUUGUGUGCAUGUUAUGUUUGUGUUUCUCAGACACUCUGUGUGUGUGUGUGUGUGUGUGUGUGUGUGUGAGAGAGAGAGAGAGAGAGAGAGAGAGAGAGCAAAGGAUGUUCUACUUGAAAAUCGACGGUUGUAGAUUUGUCUUCGUUAUUCGGGCUUCUCCUGGGAUCGAUGUAGCGGGGCUUCAUAACAGUGAAUCGAAGUGUGUAUGUGCGCAGGUAUGAGAGACGGUCAAGCCCUUGGCCAGCAGCGGACGAGUUCUUGUGACUUGCGGUAUAAUGCGUACUUUAGGUUGAACGGUGAUGUUGAUGAUGCUUGAUGGUGAGGAUGAUGAUGAUGAUGCUUGAUGGUGAGGAUGAUGACGAUGAUGAUGGGCCUACCAGGGUGAGUGGUGAGAUAUAAUGGUGAUGAUUUCGGAUUCGUCUACGGAUCAGUAAUUAUGGGAAAUCGUUACAUAUUGUACUACUCCUUUCUCUCUCUCUCUCUUUCCCUUUUUUCUCUCUAUUGGAUCUCCGGGUUAGCAUCUUUCAGUAGGCAAUGUCUUCGCUCAUGUCCCUCUCUCAUUGCAAAUGUCAUGAUCAUAUAGAGACGAUACUGUGAACGGC